UAGCUGUCUCAUCUGCUAGGAAGUGGAUUCCGAGAUGUCAGUUGUAUAGCCGAGUAGAUUCAUGGCGAUUUACGCCCAUGGAAAGCUUGGAGAGCUCUAGAAAGAACGUUCUGGCACGUUAAACUAUGUUUAGAUAGAUAUAUAAAUAUAUAGCGAAAUCCUCAUGGAAAACUCAGUUACAGAUUCACAAGGGAAGAGGAAACGUCCGGACACGUUUUAGCAAACAACGAUUUGACCUCAUCACUGUGACCUGUCCCUACACAAAUUUACUACUUUGGACGAAGAAGAUAUUUGUUUGUUUUGAUCAUCGAAACAUUUAAAACUUGCAAUCAUGAGCGCCCACGAGUCGGAUGUGUACACCCUCGCCCCAGAGAUGCCUGCCAUGUUUGAUGGCGUGAAGCUGGCAGCUGUUGCCACGGUGCUCUACGUCAUUGUCCGCUGCCUGAAUCUAAAGAGUCCCACCGCGCCCCCUGACGUCACCUAUCAGGAUACAGCCCUCAACCGCUUCCUCCUCAAGUCCUGCCCCCUGCUGACCAAAGAAUACAUUCCUCCCUUGCUGUGGGGUAAGAGUGGUCACCUCCAGACAGCCCUGUAUGGGAAGAUGGGCCGUGUAAAUUCCCCACACCCCUGUGGACAGAGGAAGUACCUACCCAUGCAAGACGGGGCCACCUCGACCUUUGACCUGUUUGAGUCUCUGGGGGACCAUCCGACAGGAGACGACAUCACCAUGGUGAUAUGCCCGGGCAUCGGUAACCAUAGCGAGAAGCACUACAUCCGUACCUUCGUAGGCCACUCUCAGAAGCAAGGCUACAGGUGUGCCGUGCUCAACCACCUGGGAGCCCUGCCCAACAUCGAGCUGACCUCCCCUCGCAUGUUCACCUACGGGUGCACGUGGGAGUUUGCCGCCAUGGUGGGCUACAUCAAGAAGGCGUACCCCCAGACCCAGCUGAUUGUGGUGGGCUUCAGCCUGGGGGGCAACAUCGUGUGCAAGUUCCUAGGGGAGAGCCAGGCCAACCAGGAGAGGGUCCUGUGCUGCGUCAGCAUGUGCCAGGGAUACAGCGCUCUCAGGGCCCAGGAGACGUUUCUGCAGUGGGACCAGUGCAGGAGAUUCUAUAACUUCCUCAUGGCCGACAACAUGAAGAAGAUUAUCCUCUCACACAGGGGGAGCUUGUUCGGAAGCUCGACCAAAAUGGAGGACGGCGAUCUGAGCAGAUUGUUCACGGCCACGUCCCUCAUGCAGAUCGAUGACAACAUCAUGAGGAAGUUCCACGGACACAGCUCCCUGAAAGAGUACUACGAGAAGGAGAGCUGUGUGCAUUUUAUUCACAAUGUUAACGUGCCACUGUUGCUGGUGAAUUCUGCAGACGACCCCCUGGUGCAUGAGUCACUGCUUACCAUUCCUCGCACACUAGCAGAGAAAAAGGAGAAUGUGAUGUUUUCCCUGACACUACACGGGGGCCACCUGGGCUUCUUUGAGGGGGCGGUCCUCUUCCCCCAGCCGCUCACCUGGAUGGACAAGGUCAUCGUGAGUUACGCCAAUGCCAUCUGCCAGUGGGAGAAACAGAAACCACCGUGCCAAAGCGGGCUCCUAAAUGAGAGCCCCUGCCCAGAGAAGAAAGAUUAACUGCUCACCCCUUUCUUUCUCUCUCUCUUUCUUUCUCCCUGCACCACAGGCACCACAGGUCUCUCCUGUGGUGCACUGGGCAACUCUCACGUCCUCUUCUGUCACACGUCUCUCCUGUACCCCCCCCCCCCACACACACACACACCCCCACCCCGACCUGUAAGGGAACUAACGACUAACUGCCUUUUGAGCUUAUUUCUGUUGUUUGGGAUCUGACAAGACUCACAGUUGAUUGACCGAUGUGUACACGACCAACGGAGAUCCCCCGACAGAGAAACCCAGACUCAGCCUGGCAGACCCAACAUGACAAAGAAGGUGAAGCCCACUGGCAUCCAACACAGUCUGAGACUACGCUGGAGAGCACCUUUUGUAGACGUGCAGUGCACCAGAUCUAUGCUGCAGUCCAGCCCAGUCACUGCACAUCUACAGAGCUCAAUGCUUAAACACCGCCAAGGCUUAAAGCUAGGUUGCUGUCUUAACCAAUACAGCCUCUCUACAAUGUAUGUUACUCACAUACUGUAUUACCAAGUCAGCUCAGUUGGGGUGUGUGUGUGUUGUUAUCAUGUGAGUUCUGUUGAUCUGAUUCUAUUCAUUAUGUGUCUCCCAAAUGUUUGUGUGUGUGUGUGUGUGUGUGUGUGGGGGGGGGGGGUGCACAGUUAUAUACACUCUUUUUUUUAAAGGGAACAGUUAUUUAUACAGGAACAUCCAGAGUAAUUUCCAGAUCUUUAGCCCCUUGUGAUACGAGUGAUUCAAGUUUUCCACCUCUGGUAAUAGAGAGAAGCAAUGGGUGUCUUCAUCCCAGAGAUCAGUCCAUGCACAUUCUCACUGUCUCGUGGUUCUCUACUUUAAUUCAAUGCACUUUAUACAUUGUUUGCCAAAAGUUUUUUUUAUUUUUAAAACCUUAUUUUUGUUUGUCAUAGUUUAGGUUUGUCAAGUGUACAAAGUUCAUCGGGUGUAAGUUGACUUUGUUUUCUUGAAUGAAUAUAGAGGAUGAACAGGAGGGAGAGAGGUCCAUAACUCCUCAUGUUAUGAUGACUGAUGAUCCCCCAUAUUCAGAUUCAGUCCUGUGGUUUCCCCUGUCUGCUGUCUACCCAGUCACCCUACCCUGUCACCCCUCUACCCUGUCACCAUACCCUGUCACCCCUCUACCCUGUCACCAUACCCUGUCACCCCUCUACCCUGUCACCCCUCUACCCUGUCACCCCUCUACCCUGUCACCCCUCUACCCUGUCACCCCUCUACCCUGUCACCA
Molecule: messenger RNA, 2876 nt
Organism: Osmerus eperlanus (European smelt)
Lineage: Eukaryota; Metazoa; Chordata; Actinopteri; Osmeriformes; Osmeridae
Product: monoacylglycerol lipase ABHD2
Exons: 11
Coding region: 332-1624 (430 amino acids)
Biological process (GO): steroid hormone receptor signaling pathway; sperm capacitation; acylglycerol catabolic process
Cellular component (GO): sperm flagellum; sperm plasma membrane
Molecular function (GO): acetylesterase activity; monoacylglycerol lipase activity
Source: RefSeq, a predicted model, not a curated record